This is a messenger RNA of Mesorhabditis spiculigera, 213 nucleotides long. NCBI's taxonomy places the organism in Eukaryota, Metazoa, Nematoda, Chromadorea, Rhabditida, Rhabditidae. The record is from the annotation of a GenBank genome assembly.
AUGUUCUGGCUCUUCUAUCCGGGAAUCCUCUUGCUUAUGGUGGUGUUGUGCGGGAAGAAAAAAGAUGCCGUGCCGUCGAUCAAGGAACGCGCGUACGGCGCAUCCGUCAUGGAGGAGACGAUCCUAACAGCGGAAUCCAGGGAUAGCAAGCAGAGCGGCCAGAGUCGUAGCAAGGGCAGCAAGCAGAGCACCGGCAAAUCGAACGAGAAGAGG